This is a messenger RNA of Suhomyces tanzawaensis NRRL Y-17324, 1770 nucleotides long. RefSeq names its product serine--tRNA ligase (gene SES1). Gene Ontology annotation, molecular function: serine-tRNA ligase activity; ATP binding; tRNA binding. Gene Ontology annotation, biological process: seryl-tRNA aminoacylation. The coding region runs from base 148 to 1533 and encodes 461 amino acids. The record is from RefSeq and is a predicted model, not a curated record. The transcript has a single exon. Gene Ontology annotation, cellular component: cytosol. Lineage: Eukaryota; Fungi; Ascomycota; Pichiomycetes; Serinales; Debaryomycetaceae.
UGACUUGAAUCAAGCCGGAACUUAUGUGUUUUCGUUUUCUUGCAUCGUCAUUCUCUUGUCUUAGCCCUAUGACCUGCACAUAAUCUCAGCCAUUUUUCCAUCUUGAAAACUUUGACUCACGACAUCAAACACGCUAAUACCAACACAAUGUUAGAUAUCAACGCUUUCCUCGUCGAAAAGGGUGGUGAACCAGACAAGAUCAAGGAGUCUCAAAAGAAGAGAGGUGCCUCGGUCGAAUUAGUCGAUGAAAUCAUCAACGAUUACAAGAACUGGACCAAGAUUAGAUUUGACUUGGAUGCUAAGAACAAGGAAAUUAACAGCACCCAAAAGCAAAUUGGACAAAAGUUCAAGGCCAAGGAAGAUGCCAGUGAGCUCAUCGCCACCAAGGACCGUUUAACCGAAGAAAAGAAGACUUUGGUUGAACAGGAACAAAAGGCCGAUGCUGACUUGAGAUUCAAGGUCAACCAAGUCGGUAACAUUGUUCACGAAUCCGUGGUUGUUUCCAUGGAUGAAGACAACAACGAAUUGGUCAGAACCUGGGCCCCAGAAAAUUACGAGGUUAGCCAAACCGCUUCUGCCACCGGUGCUCCAGCCUCCUUAUCCCAUCAUGAAAUCUUAUUAAGAUUGGACGGUUACGACCCAGAAAGAGGUGUCAGAAUUGUUGGUCACCGUGGUUACUUCUUGAGAAACUAUGGUGUUUUCUUGAACCAAGCUUUGAUCAACUAUGGUUUGAGUUUCUUGGCCAAGAACGACUACACUCCUUUGCAAGCCCCAGUUAUGAUGAACAAGGACGUUAUGGCUAGAACUGCCCAAUUAUCUCAAUUCGACGAAGAAUUGUACAAGGUCAUCGACGGUGAAGAUGAAAAGUACUUGAUUGCCACUUCUGAACAACCAAUCUCCGCUUACCAUGCUGGUGAAUGGUUCGAGUCUCCACAAGAGCAAUUGCCAGUCAGAUACGCUGGUUACUCCUCUUGUUUCCGUAGAGAAGCUGGUUCUCACGGUAAGGAUGCUUGGGGUAUUUUCAGAGUUCAUGCUUUCGAAAAGAUCGAACAAUUCGUUUUGGCUGAACCUGAAAAGUCCUGGGAUGAAUUUGAUAGAAUGAUUGGUUUGUCCGAAGAAUUUUACAAGUCUUUAGGUUUGCCAUACAGAGUUGUUGGUAUUGUUUCCGGUGAACUUAACAAUGCUGCUGCUAAGAAGUACGAUUUGGAAGCUUGGUUCCCAUUCCAAAAGGAAUACAAGGAGCUUGUUUCUUGUUCCAACUGUACUGACUACCAAUCCCGUAACUUGGAAAUCAGAUGUGGUAUUAAGCAACAAAACCAAUCGGAAAAGAAGUAUGUUCACUGUUUGAACUCUACUUUGUCUGCUACCCAAAGAGCUUUGUGCUGUAUUUUGGAAAACUACCAAAAGGAAGAUGGUUUGGUUGUGCCUGAAGUCUUGAGAAAGUACAUUCCAGGGGAGCCAGAAUUCAUCCCAUACGUCAAGGAAUUGCCAAAGAACUCUACUUCCAACAAGAAGAAGGCUGGUAAGAAUUAAUAGAUCGAUAGUAUACCGACACAAUAUAACGAUUAAUUUGAGUCCUGGCAACAUAUAGACCGAAGUACGCGUCGAGCUCUUUGUGCUUCGUGUAUUUUCGGAGUUCCAUGCUUUCUCCUCUGUGUAGACAUGUUGAUCUGCAACUUUCUAUUUGCGAAGAGUAUUGAUGUGUGGAUGUCAUGAUGAGCCCAGCACUUUAUAUGGAAGGUCUAUCGUGCAGCCGAUGCCACCUUUUUC